Encephalitozoon romaleae SJ-2008 is the source of this 1581-nucleotide messenger RNA. RefSeq lists its product as hypothetical. The transcript has a single exon. The coding region runs from base 1 to 1581 and encodes 526 amino acids. Lineage: Eukaryota; Fungi; Microsporidia; Unikaryonidae. Gene Ontology annotation, molecular function: ubiquitin protein ligase activity; metal ion binding. The record is from RefSeq and is a predicted model, not a curated record. Gene Ontology annotation, cellular component: HULC complex; nucleus.
AUGAAAAAGGUGAAAGUUGAUUGUGGAAGUUCUGUCAAUCCAAAAGUAGUGGGGCAGCUAUGGAAGGUAAUCGACAGAAAAGAGAUUAAUCUGCAUCAAAAAUGCUCUAUUUUCCUUGAGAUGAUAGAAUGCAAAAAGAUGAAUGAGGAGCUUACAAGAAAAAAUAACGAGCUUAUUGAAGAGAAUGCAGCUUUAACAUCCAUUCUGGAAACACAAAAAGAGAAUACAAACAAUGCCGGGUGCUUAGAUGAAGCACCCAAAUUUGAUGUUGGAAGCAAAAUCUCUUCAUUGAACUAUGAAAUAAGAAGGUUAAAUAGUAUAAUUUGUGAAAUGCAAAAGAAGAUAGCCAGAAACGAAAUCUUUGUUGAGACUGAGGAAGCUCUACAGACUAAGGAUUCAGGAGAAAAGAAGCACAAUGUUGUAGAUGAUUCUAUGGUGGCCAACGAAAUAUAUAGGAAAAUUGCUGAAGAGUAUGGGGAUCUCAAGGCAAAGAUGGCAGGGCUAGAGAGUAAGCACAGUGAAGAGCUUUGUGAAAGAGAUCAAAAGAUAUUCAAGCUUAGCAGAGAGCUAAACGAGAUUACAUUGAAUACAAAAGAUGCCGAGGAGAGGCUUAGAGCCUUAAAGAUAGAAAACGAAAAAUGGAAAGAGAUGUUGCAAAGGCUUAAUGAAAAGGAAAUAAACAUUAGUGGCGAGAUAGACCAGUGCAUUCAGAAGGCGGAGAGCUUAGAUAGAAGUAUGCAAAAUAUUAUAUCUGGAGUGGAUCUUUGGGUGAGAAGGAUUGAGCAGACAAAUACAGAAAAAGAAGAGCUUUACAAAGUGAUAGAAAAUCAUAAAAGUUACGAGAAGGCAAGAAACAGAGGAAAUAAUGGUGAGCAAGGGUCUCUGGAAGAAGAGAUAGCCAAUCUUAUAGAAAGCUUGGAUAAGAGCUUAGACGAAAACAAAGCACUAGUUAUGAAGCUUGAAGCUAUACAUAAGAAGAACAGAGAAUUGGAAGGGGAGGUGAUUUCCUUAAAAAUGUCCACUUCAGACCUCAAUUGUAAAAAUGCAAAACUUGAGCUGGACAUAAAACAUCUAAGGAUGGAGAGAAGGACCUCCCUUCUCGAAGAUCCUGAGGACAAAACAUUGAAAAUCAAGAAGUUAGAAAAUUCCAUUACGGAAUCCUCUAAGCUGAUUACAGACUACAAGAAAAGACUAUACAGCAUAUCCAGAGAAAAGGAGGAAACCGAAAAAAUGUUAGAAUCUAUCAAAAAGCAAAAUAGAGAAAUAAGAAAUGAAAUGUCGAGGAUUUCAAGAGAGUGUUCCCAAAUUGACGCAGAAAACAAAAGGCUGAAUGGAUUGCUUAAGGCCAUUCAAAAUGGAGAUUCAGAAGGAGAUUCGGACCUUUCUAUACAAUUGGAAAGAUAUAGAGGUCUCCUUCGCUGUUCUCUUUGUGACACACGCUUCAAAAAUACAGCAAUCGUCAAAUGCAUGCAUUGCUUCUGUGAGGAAUGCAUAAGCUCCAGGAUAAGAAUGAGAGACAGGAAGUGUCCCUCCUGUAACGAGCCCUUUUCACCUAAUGACGUGAAGAAGAUUUAUCUAUAG